Messenger RNA from Acipenser ruthenus (sterlet), 4494 nucleotides. Its product is annotated as biogenesis of lysosome-related organelles complex 1 subunit 2. Gene Ontology annotation, biological process: endosomal transport; lysosome localization. The coding region runs from base 184 to 738 and encodes 184 amino acids. Gene Ontology annotation, molecular function: gamma-tubulin binding. Lineage: Eukaryota; Metazoa; Chordata; Actinopteri; Acipenseriformes; Acipenseridae. Gene Ontology annotation, cellular component: BORC complex; BLOC-1 complex; gamma-tubulin complex. The record is from RefSeq and is a predicted model, not a curated record. The transcript has 5 exons.
UAAACAGUAAGUUGUAGUCUAGAACAGUAUGGGGUGCCGCUUUAAAAGGCGGAGUCACUGCCAAAUAACUCAACGGUCUUUCGGCUUUGGAGAAAUUCUACAGGGCGACGCUCAGGGCGUGUCGCGGUGCAUCACGUGAGCGGCGUUCCAAUCAUGUGAUUCUGGAAUAAUUGAGAAAAAAAUAUGGCAGACAGAGACAGAGAGACAACCAGUAUGGAAACCAGUAUUAACAACAGUUCGGCAGGCCAAGCGCUGGGCCCCAACAGCGCGACAGACACAGCGAUCUUCGGCCAGAUUCCGGGCUCUGAUCCCGGGACAGACGCAGACUUGUACAUGCCUGUCCCUAAAAAGCCAGGCACUAACAAUGAAAGCGGUGUGGAAACAGCAGAGGAGGCUGUUGAGCCGGCAGAGCCCGACGUCAAUGAGCUGUGCAGGGACAUGUUUGACAAGAUGGCUGUGUUCCUGCAGGGAGAGCUCACAGCUACUUGUGAAGACUACAAACUCGUGGAAAAUAUGAACAAACUGACCAGCCUGAAGUACAUGGAGAUGAAGGACAUCUCAAUAAACAUCAGCCGCAACCUCAAGGAUUUAAAUCAGAAGUAUGCAGGUCUGCAGCCGUACCUUGACCAGAUCAAUCAGAUAGAGGAGCAGGUAACAGCCCUUGAACAAGCAGCAUACAAACUGGACACCUACUCCAAAAAACUAGAGGCCAAGUUUAAGAAGUUAGAAAAACGUUGACGCUCUUCUGAUAACAGCUGUGAGGUUGAGAAGGCGACAGAUGAACUGAUUUGAUUGGUUGGCUUAAUCCUGAUGCUCUUGUCCAUGUGUCGCUCAGCACGCAUUGGAGCUUUUGACAUGUGGAAAACCAUACGACCUGGAUUAAGGAGGUGCCACCUUGAGAUGUUGCUGAUACUGAAAGCAAAAAAAAAAAAAAAAAAAUACUUUUAGAAACAUUUGGGAGACGUCCCAAUUCCAGACAACACUGUGGGGGAGCUCAUCUUGAGGUACUGUAACCAGGGUUUGUGGCAGCGUGACAUUCUGCAUCUGUGAACGAAGAUCGUGUGAGCGGCCAUUACCAUCAACGUUUCACUUUACCUCCUGGCUUUAAAAAGACAAGGGCUAAAGUUCAAAAUCCAUUCACUGUUGAAGUUACUGUGGAUCAAGAGAUAACAUAUUGUGGUUGUGGCAUUGCAAGCCAUGUUAACAGCCCAGCUAUGUAGAAGUAGACGGUACCCUUGUUUAAACCUGUGCUACAGACAAAAUGAAAACCUUUAUAAUUAGAUAUUUGCCAUUUAAAGUAUUCAAGAUUAAGUAUCAACAUUAUCAAUACCACUCUUAAAACACCUCCUUAAUUGAUUGCAAUACAGGGUUAAAUGCAGUGUCCCUGUAGGCAGCUACAGUACCUGGUAGACUCGUGGGCCAGUCUGUUAGAUUUGUUUCCAUCUGUUUUAAUAGCUUGGUAAGUAUCUUGUUUGCUGGUCCUGUGCACAGUUAUAUUAACCCUAGCAGUAGUGGCUCCAGUGUUUCCAGAUUCCCGAUUCCCCUGCCUUCUGCAUUCCAGGGCCACCUUCUUUAAACUCCUGUAUUGGAUUCAACACAAGUUAAUAGAAGCCAGUCAAAUGAACAAAGUGAAACAGCCCAAGCACUUCAGAAAGGAGACUGAUUAAGGGGUUGCUCAGAUCAGCUUAAGCCCUGAUAAGCCCCAGCUUGAAGUUUAUUAAAGCACUUUACAGCAUUGAGGAACCCCUCUAGAUUGCAUCAAUCAAUCGGGCAGCAGUGUGGAGUAGUGGUUAGGGCUCUGGACUCUUGACCGGAGGGUUGUGGGUUCAAUCCCAGGAGGGGGGACACUGCUGCUGUACCCUUGAGCAAGGUACUUUACCUUGAUUGCUCCAGUAAAAACCCAACUGUAUAAAUGGGUAAUUGUAUGUAAAUAUAAUGUGAUAUCUUGUAACAAUUGUAAGUCGCCCUGGAUAAGGGCGUCUGCCAAGAAAUAAAUAAUAAUAAUCAACCACCUUAACAUGGUUUUCCUGGGAUUAGACCCAAAAGUAAAUGCAAUCUAGGGCCAUUCUCUGUUACAGUAAAAUGCUAGUGGCUUAGCCCAGUGGAGUAUGGCUUGAUCAACUCAAGAGAUUAUGGGGGCAGUGCUGCUGAACGGUUAAACAAGGACCUACCUUCAUAUAUCGCUGCUUGAUUGAAAAGCUCUCCCAUUCUACCGAGUGACCCUUACACAGUGCGCCAUACGCAGGGCCUGUUUGAAUGGAGGUGCGCCACUGCCUGGCACAUGGGAGUUUGCAAAGCUUUGCAACUAUUACACAUGUUCAUCAACAAUGUUUGCGUUCCUGUCGACUUGUAAACCUGGAAAAAUGACACUAAGUGACACGAGUGGAUCGUUUGUAAAAGGCCAUCAAUUUUCUUAUUCGUAAUAGCAAAAGGAUGAAUGGUCGCACUCUCUUCUGUUGGUCAUCUUAUACACUUCAAUUUGGAAUGUAUUAUUUCAAAAGACAGCAUGUAGAUGAAAAGGUGCUGCUGCUUCUUGGUUCCUAAUUGCUUCAUGUGUUAAAUUUAAACUUGACUGCAGUCUGGCAUUGACAUUGGUUUGGUGGGAAACACAGUAUACCUACCAGCCACCAGAUGGCAGCAUCCCCCUAUUGAGUGUGUACACCACAGAGCUUCUGCAACGUUAUGUAUCGUUUUAUGUAGUAUAAAUAAGUGAUCUACAGUAUGUAUGUUGUAUGUAUUUUAGUAAAUAAGAGUCCUGAAUGUAGGUAAAACUAUUGAUUUUACCUUGAUUUUAAACACUGAGUUUACAGACUAUCACUAAUCUUGCCCUGUCCUUACCAAAGGUAACAUUAGGUAAUCUAAGAUUACUGCUUUCAACCUUGAAAUCAUCAUCAUCAUAAUAAUAAUAAUAAUAAUAAUAAUAGAAAAAUGUGAACUGAACUUACUUCAUAUGGAACUGAACACUCUCCAGACAUUCACUCUGAAAUGUGCUUCCAGUCCAGGAACUGUUUGUACCCUUCAGAGCUUAACACCACCCUCCGAUACGGCUGUCAGAGGGCUUUUCAGCGCAGUAACAUGGCAGAGUAACGAGAGAAAGGGGGGAAUGCAGCCUAAUUGUGGGGUAGUUUACCAAAUCACCACAGAAACAACUGAUACAGUUAAAAAAAAAAAGCAUAUCCAAUGCUUUAUAAUAUUACACUAGAAUUGGAUGAGGAAUGGGAUCUGUUGUGGCUGGCUCUUGGUGUGCUCCUGAUGCUAAUUUGGGCAGGCUGUUUUUACAGAGCCUCCUGUAACUCUAAAGAGCUCAGCCGGGUGGGAUUAGUAUCUGAUCUUGUGAUGAAGAUGUAAGAGAUUAGUAAGGGGCCUCACUGCUAAACACUGCUUAUGUGUUUUGACAGGAUCUGUGCCAGAGAACAGGUGGUUUCGUCUCCCAUUAUCACGUUUACUCUCUUGGCUUUAAUAGAAUCGGUUAUGCUACCUUAUUAUUCUUUGUGCAAUUCAAUUUUAUAAACCAAUAAUAAAACUGGAGAUCCAUUUGAGUGGAAAUUGAGUUUUAAUGGGAUCAGUGUGCACCAUCUCAGCUGUGGAUGUACAUAAUUAGGUUGGAAUUCAGUUUGGGUUGGAGGAGGUAAUGCAGAACCUCAAGGGACCUUCCCCCAUUUAAUGAACCAGUUGUUCUUUGUAGCACUACAGUUACAAUGUCUGUUUGGUCCAGUGCUUAGUGCAAGGAAUAUUUCCUAAAAUAAAAUAAAGUAGAAAAAUGUGACUCGUUGCAAAAAAUAUGUAGCUAGCUAGUUAGUAAGUUUAACUGACUGCUGUAAUACAUUUUCCUCCAAAUGCUUUUUAGUGCUAUAGCAGUUCUGUCCACAACAUGUCAGCAAAAAUUAUUUAUAUAUAUAUAAUUUUCCUGGCGUUGUUUUCAGGGAACAACAUAUAAGAGGCAGUAAUUCAAAUGAUCUAUCGACUAACUUAUUCUCUCUGCAAUUCACACCCCAUAAACAUCAUAUCCAAUAUUAAUAGUAUUUGAAAUGCGUAUUUAUUCAUGAUUAAUUCAAUGUUUGUAUCAGGGUCAAGUAUUACCAGCAAUGACAUAACAAUGGAUUUGGAACAAAGAUUGCACUGUUAUUCCACAAUGCAUUUUAUUAGAUUUUCUGUCAGAGCCACAUGUCCAGCACAGUUAGUUCAGUUCUGUUGCAUUUCAGUACAGUAUACUGCUAGUACACACUGGGCCAGGCAAGCUAUGCAAAACAAUGAUUCCCUUUUAAUUUAUUAUUGUGAGGUCAUGGAACAGGCUGCAUCCAUUCAAAGACAAGUCCUUUGUGUUCGUGGCAAGACCUACAAACAUUUUGCAUAACUAAUACUGCCUCCUUACAUGUUCUCAAUUAACAAACUCCCAAUCACAAAGACAGCACAGGGAGAGUAGAAUCGGGGUUGGUUGGUGGAAUUUUGAGUGGGUCCCUGGCACAUUAAUUAAUAAAAACAUAUGUCAACUCA